CAAGUCACAGGUCUUCUAACAGCCUUUCGUUCACGACGCGUUUUGCCUUAGCCUCUGACCGUUCAAGCCUUUACGACUACCAACAUGAUGAAAUCUGUCGGUCUUGUUCUUCUUCUCACAGCAACCUUUGCCUACUCCGGUGCUGAAGGCACCAAUGCGUGUGCAAAUGCCCUCAACAAUAAUGUGAUGAACGCAGACCUGAAUUCUGCAUUCAGCGCCUGCAUGUCGGACCCGGCAGGACUUGCCGCCUUGACUGCCAUCGGAGGUAAUUCUGGCUGCGGAGGCUACAACUUCGCUGUCGGCGCUCUCAAGUGCGAAGUCGGCGCAGCUCCCUUCUUGAAAUGUAUAGCGGGAAAACUUGGUUACCUGAACGCUGAUGGCUCGAUCAACAACACAAAGAUCUUAGCCCAGUUCAAGACUUGGGCCACCAGCGACCCCAAGUGCAACGUUGCUCAGUACAACUUCGCUGUGAAUAAAUGUGGCACUACCAUCAACAACUACGCGUUCCUGGCGAAGGCCGCUUGCAUCGCCACGGCGACGGACCAGUACACUGGCUGACCUUCGCAAUCUGGUCCUCAUUCCUUCAUAUUAUACGCGGCUUUGAAGUGUUCGCAACAGCUGUACAAUAAUAAUACCAUAUACUAUAUAUCAUAUAUCACAUACCAUAUACCAUAUAUCAUUCUUAGGGGACCUCUUUCUCCAGUCAAUGCAUCCACGUGCAGUAAAAAUUGUCUAAUCGGAAGUUAAUUGGAACUAGGUGAAACAAUAAAUUCACUAAAAUCCUAAAUAAAAUCAUAUUAACAAUUAUCAUUAUAUUUAAAAGUGAAAUUGAAACACUCUUGGAGAAAUGAAACAUUUCGCUUUGUACUAAUAUAUUUUGUGUCAAGAAAUUUCUAUUUGAUGCACUUGAAAUUAUUAGAAUUCGAGAAGUUCAAAGUAAUGUGGCUUGAAUGUAAGUUCGAAUAAAUAAGCGUGUAACCAAUCAUUAUAAACUUAUAUAUAAUCAGAAAUAAGAAUGUUUUAAGCGUUCCUUGCACUUCAAAAUUAGUACUUGAUGUUGUCCUUUAAACCUCUGCACUUGUUUUUUCUUCUCCCAACAGGUUGAAAAAGUUUCUUAACAGUUCAACAAUGGAAUUUUCAACACAUUAUGUGCAUGAACGUUGUUUUAAUUGGCCAAUUUGUUGUGGAUAAAAUGUUGGGUUGUCUGUUGUCCAAAUCUUUCCAAGUUGAACGCGCAUUCAAAUCAAGAGGUAAUUAAAAAAUUUAUCAAACAAAUUACACAUAAGAAAAGUAAACACAAAAGACCAAAGAAACCAAUAGCUAAAUUUAAAUGGCAGAGAUACGAUGCACUUAGUUUCGAGAGACACAUCACUGUCUGUAACUUGAAGUAAGUUUCACGUACAUGCAUUUGGGGACAGAGAAACGUUAGAGAGACGUCGUAAGGGCCUAAAAAGAAGGAAAUGAUUACUGGAAUGAAAAAGAGUGGUUGCACAGAAGCCAUAUAUGCACGUCGAAUCCCAUUUGUUUCUACAAUAAAACAUGAAAUACACAGCAUUCAUUGUCAAUUAGAGCAAUUUCUUGAUCGAUAAAUGGAAUAAUUUUGAUCAAGAGUGAUCAUUACUAGAAAGUACUCAAAUGCUAUUAACUUCAAUGCGAUCAUCCUGAGCGAAAGACAUGACUAUUCUUGCGAUUUGAUAGAACUCGAGAGUCAUCGUUUUGUUUCAGACGGAAAAAAUAUUUCCUAACAUUCUUGAAAAGUUUACCAAUAUUUGUUACAUUGCUUUGAAUCAACCCGAUUUAUGUUCAAGGCGAUCGACAUCUCUAUAGAUCAUUUAUACCACACUUCUGGAUAAGAAUACGACUACGGCUUCGAAAUACAAAUAGCGUUAUCAGACAGUAUACGUUAAUUUCGGAGGUUUUUAGCCUUUUCAUGAUUAGGUCUUGCUAAAUAUAUAGAUGAUUUGUA
Messenger RNA from Hyalella azteca, 1966 nucleotides. RefSeq lists its product as uncharacterized. NCBI's taxonomy places the organism in Eukaryota, Metazoa, Arthropoda, Malacostraca, Amphipoda, Hyalellidae. The coding region runs from base 85 to 558 and encodes 157 amino acids. The transcript has 5 exons. Gene Ontology annotation, molecular function: odorant binding. The record is from RefSeq and is a predicted model, not a curated record.